AUGACGGAAGGUAAAAAGGUUGCGAUAGUCGGCCUAGGGGCGCUUGGUCUCGUCGCCCUCAAGAACUGCCUAGAAGAGGGGUUCGAGGCAACGGGGUUUGACCGCAUCCCUUAUCCGGGGGGGCUCUGGACGUAUACGCCAGAAGACCGAGUCUCUGCGCUCCCAAGUAACAUGAACUGCUCCUUCUCUGACAGAAAUGAGAUUGAUAACAGGUACCUUGCCAGCUACGUGGAGCACUUCAACCUGCGCCCUUCGAUGCGCCUCAGCAUAAGCAUCACUCGUGUGUACCAUGAUGAAAGCGCCAAUAAAUGGGUGAUUAAGAUAGAUGGGGCCCCCGACGAGAUGUUUGACAGAGUGAUCAUGGCGACGGGUCAAAAUCAUACGCCGAAAUAUCCUGACAUUAAGGGAAUUGAUCUAUUCCAAGGCGAAAAGCUUCACGCUAAGUCGUUCAAAAGCCCCGAGGGAUUCAAGGGUAAGGAUGUCUUGAUCAUCGGCCUGGGCAACAGCGGGGCAGACACAGCGACAUCUUUCGCCGGAUACGCCAACAACAUCUAUCUAUCACAUAGACAUGGAUGCCUAGUUUCAGUAUUGUCUGACAUCGUGGAGUUGCCCCGCGUAAAAGAGGGCAAACCCAUCGAUCAUACCAUCAACGUCCGUUACGUCACCUGGCAGCGCGUCUUCGAGCGUUUCUUUCCCAGUCUAGUCGAGAAGCUUUUCAACAACUUCGGCAAGAGACUCCAGGACGAGGCUUUCAACAUCCGACCCGAAUGGAAGCUGUCCCCCGCGCCCUCCCUCAAAAAGUACCUGCCCCUCAUCACGGACAAUCUUAUCGAUUCCUUAGAGAGCGGCGCUGUCCGGUCCGUUGAAGGCGUCAGCGGGGUCGUUGGGCCCAACAAGGUCGAGCUCACCGACGGCAAAGUCAUCAAGGUAGACACGAUCAUCUACUGCACUGGCUACAUGUCCGACUUUAGUCUUCUGGACCCCGAGUAUGACCCGACGCGCGAGACCACGCCAGAUUGGGCCGCCGCUAGAGGUUCGAGGGGCAAGCCGCUGCCGAGACUGUAUCAAGGCGUCUUUUCGCUAAGCCACCCACAUUCUCUGGCCUUCCAGGGUGCUGUGGCGCUCACUAUGGGCCAGUUCCAGAUAAAUGACCUAUCUUCGAUGGCGGUGACGCAGGUGUGGAAGGGCAGGUCGGCCCUGCCCCCUCAGGAGGAGAUGGAGCAGGCGGUCGAUAAGCACCACGCCUGGAUGGUAGAACUGGCUAGAGAGGGCAGCGUCCUGCCGCAGACGGUCAACCCGUACCAGUGGGCGGACUGGGCUGACCAGACGGCCGGCACAGGCGUGAAUGAGUACCUGGGCUGGGGGUGGAAGGGGUGGAAGUUCUGGUUCCAGGAGCCCCGAUUCUGCAGCAUUCUCAUGGGCGGCGUCUACAGCCCGCACAUCUACCGUGUUUUUGACGGCAAGAGGAAGAGGUGGGGUGGAGCAAGGACAGAGAUUGAGAGGCUGUACAAGGUGGCGAACGAGAAGCCUAAGGUCAAUUAG
This is a messenger RNA of Colletotrichum gloeosporioides, 1542 nucleotides long. Its product is annotated as Monooxygenase aurF. The record is from RefSeq and is a predicted model, not a curated record. The transcript is spliced from 5 exons. NCBI's taxonomy places the organism in Eukaryota, Fungi, Ascomycota, Sordariomycetes, Glomerellales, Glomerellaceae. The coding region runs from base 1 to 1542 and encodes 513 amino acids. Gene Ontology annotation, molecular function: NADP binding; flavin adenine dinucleotide binding; N,N-dimethylaniline monooxygenase activity.